This is a messenger RNA of Closterium sp. Naga37s-1, 1356 nucleotides long. The record is from the annotation of a GenBank genome assembly. NCBI's taxonomy places the organism in Eukaryota, Viridiplantae, Streptophyta, Zygnematophyceae, Desmidiales, Closteriaceae.
AUGGUGUCCAAUUUUCCGAGGAAUCUGGUCCGGGCUGAGCUGGAUCUGACGCUGACGGCGCAUGGUGAUGACAGGGCGUACUUCAGUAACAUGCUGGAGAGUUACCACAGCGCCCUUCCUGAUCCUCUCAAGGCGAAUUUCGUCCCUGGAAGCCCUUACCGCGAGAUAGUUGUCUACAUAGACGGACGAUUCGCAGGAUCUUUCUUCCCCUUCCCCGUGCUCUCCCCCUCCUCCCUCCGCCGCUCCCUCUGGACCCCUGUGGUGGGGAUCGGGUGCUUUGCAUUGGAGCCAUACUCGUUAGACGUGACCCCGUUUGUGGGACUGCUUGCGGACGGAAAGAAGCACAAUGUCACUGUAGCGGUUUCAGGGGUGCUGCCGGGAGGGGUGUGGCUGGCGAGUGGGGUGUUCCGCCUAUGGCUGGAUCCAAUCUUGCUGAAGACCACAGGAAGAAUCACCGCCUUUGAUGUUCCAGCGCUACAGUACUACGAGCCGCCGCCCAACAUUUACACUGGCAUAGAUGGAACCUUGGAGGCCACUGCCAUGCGGCGAUACACCAUUGGUGGGCGAAUCCUCACUUCUCGUGGGGUGGUUACCAGCCUGGUGAAAGCCUAUCAUGUGCUUCAGAGCCGCACAGAGGCGCUCGGGCAGCUGAAAUUCCUCAAAACGGAGUACAAUGUUGUUGCAAAUGUGACAACAAGGAGGGGCAGGCUGAGCGGGAUGCUGAUUGCAAAGGACACGGUGACGCAUCAUUUCCCAUUGACCAUCACCCAGACGGUGUUUUCGGAUCAAGACAGAGGUACCUCUUUCAAGCUCUCUCUCUCUCCCACAGCUUCCAGCAGUAGCAACAGCCUCACAAAGUCCAGGAAAAUUUGUUCAAUCUUCCCGCCCUUCUACCCCCUCGUUCUCCUUGCGAAUUCCGACCUGUUUUCCCGUUCAGAUGGAAGCACCUCCUUCAAGCUCUCUCUCGCCCACAGCUUCCAGCAGCAGCACCUUCACAAGGAUGGCAACAGCCUCACAAAAUCCACCAAAGAAUCUCUCUUCAACUCCCAGACAUGCAACCUGCUUGAGUACGGAAUCAGCACAGAUAGCACUGCUACUUCCAGCAGUAACGGUGGGCCAAGUGCUACUAACAGCACUAGUGCUGCAGGGAACGCUGCUGCAAAUGGCGUGGAUGCGAAUGAUGGUGCUGACGCCACUGGUGUGGUGGUAGGGCCUUUCUCCACACCUAAUUUGGUCGUGGUGGGAGGGUCCCAGACCCUUAAUGUACGAGGAAGCAACAAAAAGGGUUGCUUCUGGCGGAAUGUGGAGACAGGGGUGCUGCAAGUGCUCUCAGACGGGUCUGAGCACAAGUGCUAG